This is a messenger RNA of Branchiostoma belcheri (Belcher's lancelet), 4181 nucleotides long. RefSeq lists its product as uncharacterized. The record is from RefSeq and is a predicted model, not a curated record. NCBI's taxonomy places the organism in Eukaryota, Metazoa, Chordata, Leptocardii, Amphioxiformes, Branchiostomatidae. The coding region runs from base 114 to 3224 and encodes 1036 amino acids. The transcript has 12 exons.
UACAGCUAGCCACAUCCCUACAGACCACCGCGGAUCAGGGCCUGACCGCGGAUCUCGUACACACGUGUUUCUGAUAUGGACAGGCCGUGUUUUCCCAGAUAAAAGCUCGAGAGAUGAUGUUUGAACUAUUUUAUCCGCUCCUAUGUAUGGCGACUUUAUUAGUCAUACAUUUGUUUUCUAUCUUGUGUCGUGAGGUUAGUACCACCCAUACUCCAGGAACGAUUUCGUACAACAUUGUGCCACCGAAUGGACCACAGUUUGAGAUAGGCCUAGGUAUACAAGACGCGUCCGUCAGUAAACUCGCCGGGGAAGUGUCCUCUUUGACUGGGAUACCAGAGUCAGCGUUUCUGCUUUACAAGAAUGGCACGAAGAUCAACGAUGAGACUGCCAUUGAGAAUGGAGGGAUAAUCCAUGUCCAAAUUCCCAUUUUGGGUGGUAUGCCGCCGAAACGUAGGAAAGGGGGUGCCGAGUAUGACCAGGUUUGCCAAGAAGACACGGAACAAUGCAACUGCCAGGGUGCAUGUAACUGCACCAUCAUUGUCUCAGGCCAGAGGCCCUACCAAUCCAGUCCAAGCUCGUACCAACCCAGUCCAAGCACCUACCAACCCAGUCCAAGCACCUACCAACCCAGUCCAAGCUCCUUCCAACCCAGUCCAAGCUCGUACCAACCCAGUCCAAGCUCGUACCAACCCAGCCCGAGCUCCUACCAACACAGCCCGAGCUCCUACCAACACAGCCCGAGCUCCUUCCAACACAGCCCGAGCUCCUACCAACCCAGUCCAAGCUCGUACCAACCCAGCCCGAGCUCGUACCAACCCAGUCCAAGCUCCUACCAACCCAGCCCGAGCUCCUUCCAACCCAGUCCAAGCUCGUACCAACCCAGCCCAAGCUCCCUCCAACCCAGUCCAAGCUCGUACCAACCCAGCCCAGGGCCGGCAAACUUCUCAAGUCCUUCACAGUACCGGUCAAGUCCUGGCGCAGCCGGUCUUGACAUCACCCUGUACCAGCCAAGCCCAAGCGCUAGCGCUGGUUUCCAUGGCAGCGAAGGUGACCCAAUGGUACAGGAUGUCUUCGAAUUCAGAGAAGGAGACAACCCACAAACAUUGGCGUACAAUGCUCGUGAGAAGAACCGUGACUACAGCUCAAACAGCGACAGUGACCUUGGAGUUCACCGUUUGGAGUCUUCAGACGACGAUCCGUCCGGUUUGUCGGACACGAAUUACGAACCAUUCGAUAGUUCAUUCUACAUCGAUCCCCAGAGAACCCCAACUGAAAGACCAACUAAAAAAAGAACGGGGGGGCCUGUCGGACCAGGUCGGAAACUCUUCAGCAAGGCAGUGAAAAAGGAGACACUACAUAGAGUGCUUUCUAAGAGUCCUUGCUGUCGUUCUAAAUGCUCAACACGUUUCACCUAUCGGGAGUUAAAGAAAAAACGAGAAACUUAUUUCGGCAGCGGAGACGCGUCUGCUCGUUCGUCUUGGCUUGUUGAAAAGUUGUCGACUUUCCAGAACUCGGAGACCAACAGCACGGCAUAUGCUUUCAAGGUCGAUGGAAAGACCGUAUGUAGGAAGGCUUGGUGUAGACUUUACGGAAUAACAAAAAAUGUCUACUACAGGGGAAGAUCUGCCUUCAUGAAAGGUCGCACGUCAGCUUCGGAAAGGUUACGACCCCGGCGGGAGAAGUCAACGGCGUAUGUGAAGGCUGGCGUUUGGUUCGGCAUGUAUGCUGCGGCUCACGCAGAAAAGAUGCCCCACAGGAGCGAGAAGUGGCUGCCAUACCGGACGCGCAAACAAGGUGUGUACCACCAGUACCGGCAAGAGAUGGCCGAGGAGAUGGAGCCAUACUGCUCGAAGCAGACGUUCUAUAAUAUGUGGAAAGAAAUGUACCCGGACGUGAUCAUUAAGAAGUCCAGCCUAUUUACCAAGUGCAAAAAAUGCGUACAACUCGAGAGAAAGCUGGAGAGAACACGGGACCCCAUGAAGCGACAGGAAAUUCAAGACCGGCGCCGUGCCCAUCUUGGCCGACAAAUGCGUGAGCGAAUCAACUAUUACCGGAGAAGAGAGGCAGCCCAUCGAAACCCAAAGCGCUACCUAAGCCUGAUUAUCGACGGAAUGGAUCAAGCAAAGACCUACCUUCCGCAUUUCGUUGGUGCAAAGUCAAAGGACAUGGCAUCAACGGACCUCAUGAAGGUCCACGUUUCGGGGAUUAUCAGUCAUGGGCAUGGCAUAAAGGCCACGUUUACUGAUGUGUUCGAGUACAACCACGACAGUAAUCUAACCAUCAACUUGCUGUUGAAGAUGCUGUACCGUCUGUCCAAGCAAGGACCCCUGCCUCCUAUACUCUACGUUCAAGCGGACAACUGCUUUAGGGAGAACAAGAACAAGUACAUGCUUGCAUUUCUUGAUAUGUUGGUCCAUCGAAAGAUAUUUGUAGAGGUGCAGCUGUCUUUCUUGUAUGUCGGCCAUACUCACGAAGACAUCGACCAACUGUUUAGUCAAAUAGCGGACCGACUAAGGCACGAGGAAGCGAGGACACUACAGCAGCUUCUGGAGAAACUCCCUGACGCGGCGCAGAUGCGAGGCCUGUACGAUGUUCGCGGAUGGCUGGAGCCGUAUAUCGUCAGCAUCAAAGGCCACUCAAAAGUCGGCUUGUUUCGGUUUCGGAACAGUAAGACCACAGAGGGGCUGGUAGAGAUGUUCUACAGAAGAAGUCAUCAACAUAAGUGGAAAUAUAAUAAGAACGGCAUGUUCCGUACAGAUCAACAGGGCAAACCCCUUAGACCGGGAGGAAGACCGAAAUUGCUGUUACCCGUCUUUGAAAAGAGAGAAAUCAACGUUGGCAACCUGUUGGACCAAAAGCUCCCCAAGUGGGCACCGUACCUGGAGUCUCCAUUGGAAGACAACCAGUGGAAGGAAUAUCUACAACAACUGAAGACGGCAUCCACAAGUCGACCUGCUGCCACACGCUAUGCGAUAGGUGACGGUACGGGAUGGACGAUGGACAGACUGGCGCCAUGCGACCCAGCGGAGUUAGCCAACAGAGAGGGAGAGGAGGCAGCCAUCCCCGAGGAGCUGGAUCGUUUAUUGGCAGAGGAGCUGGAAAGUGCCGAGAUUGUCGUCGGAAGAACCACGUUAGGGACGAGGAAACGAGGAGGAAAGAGAGGCCGCCCACGUGGAGCCCGGGCAGGAGGCCGUGGACGUGGACGAGGGCGCGGUCGCAGUUAGAUUUGUUUAAAUCUCCACUCUUUGACGUUUAGUACUCCCUGUUUUACAUACAUACAUACAUACAUAAUGUGUUAACUUUAUUGUGUUUUUCUGUAUUUCUUAUCGUGUUUUGCGUUCUAUUGGUUUAAACGAUCAAUCAUUUUGAAGUCACUUUUCUUAGCAAUGACUUUGUAAUGCCGCAUGCAAAAACAUUGUACAUGAUGUAUCCUUAAAUAACAUCUAUUGCUGGAGGGAUAUUGACCUGUUUGGUUUUGUUUCCUCAAAAUUAUUAUAGUAUGUCAACUUCAAUACAUUUCAUGAUAUACACUGCUAUGUUGUGACAGUUCUUUAUUUCUACUUUAAGCCGCCCUGUCGGCGACGAGGCUUUUAGCCGCGCUGUUGGGACGAGGCUUUUAGCAGCGCUGUUGGGACGAGGCUUUUAGCAGCGCUGAUCGGACGAGGCUUUUAGCAGCGCUGUUGGGACGAGGUUUUUAGCAGCGCUGAUCGGACGAGGCUUUUAGCAGCGCUGAUCGGACGAGGCUUUUAGCAGCGCUGUUGGGACGAGGCUUUUAGCAGCGCUGUUGGGACGAGGCUUUUAGCAGCGCUGUUCGGACGAGGCUUUUAGCAGCGCUGUUGGGACGAGGCUUUUAGCAGCGCUGUUGGGACGAGGCUUUUAGCAGCGCUGAUCGGACGAGGCUUUUAGCAGCGCUGUUGGGACGAGGCUUUUUAGCAGCGCUGUUGGGACGAGGCUUUUAGCAGCGCUGUUGGGACGAGGCUUUUAGCAGCGCUGUUGGGACGAGGCUUUUAGCAGCGCUGAUCGGACGAGGCUUUUAGCAGCGCUGUUGAGACGAGGCUUUUAGCAGCGCUGUCGGUGAGGAGGGAGGCUUUUAGCAGCGCUGCAGGUGACGACGAGGCUUUUAGCCGCGUUUGUGCCAAGAGAUCUAAGCUGGUACAGAUUGAUUUUUGUUUCCUAUUAAA